Cyclocybe aegerita is the source of this 600-nucleotide messenger RNA. The record is from the annotation of a GenBank genome assembly. NCBI's taxonomy places the organism in Eukaryota, Fungi, Basidiomycota, Agaricomycetes, Agaricales, Hemipholiotaceae.
AUGGAGUUCAACAAGACUUUCAUCGCCCUCGUUCUUGCUGCCGUCUUGACGGCGUCGAACGCCCUUCCUGUCAAACCCAAGGAUGCGUUCGCUGUCAGUGUCCGGGCUGUUGCCCUUCCUGUCAGCACGGAGACUCUGGCGAACGCGGAGGCUCUCGCCAUCGGGGCCGCGAGCUCGAGGCGCGCCGCCAUGGCUCGGGGUCACGCCACAAUUCCCAUGUUCGUCGGGACCUUGAUGCCCGCCGUCACGGCUCUGGCUCCCGUCACCGCCGUCACCGCCGUGACCUCGACGCCCGUAGGCACGAUUCAGGCGAACGAGGCGGCUCGUGCGGUCGCGGUCGUGGCAGGCGGGACGAAGAAGGUAGUUUGGAGGCGCGUAGGCAUGGGUCGCACUCUCGCGGUCGUAGCCACGUAUGCCGCAACGAGGUCGACCUUGAAGCUCGGCGUCACGGCUCGGGUUCUCGAGGCCGAAGCCAUGUCCGCCGUGCGGAAGUCGACCUCAGCGCCAGUAUGCAUGGGCCGGCCUCUCAUGAUCGUAGCCACGUCCGACGCAAGCUCGAAGCGCGACGACAUGGCUCGGGGUCCCGCGGACAUGGCCUGA